UCUGGCUGUACUAACAGCACUGCUGACCUGUUGCUCUGGGUGUCCCCUUCUCCUAGUAUCUGUGCUUGCCCACCAGACACUAUGAGGAGACUGGCUUUUCGAGGUGCUGGUUGUACUCUGAAGAAGUUGGAUUCCAUGGGUUCCAAGAGGCGAAGAGCAACCUCGCCGUCCAGCAGUGUGAGCGGAGGGGACUUCGAUGAUGGCCACCACUCCACGAAUAUCCCAGGCCCCAGCAGGAAGAGAAGGAGGCUUUCAAAUCUCCCGACUGUGGAUCCUAUUGCUGUAUGCCAUGAACUUUACAACACCAUCAGAGAUUACAAAGAUGAACAGGGCAGGCUCCUUUGUGAGCUUUUCAUUAGGGCACCGAAACGAAGAAAUCAACCAGACUAUUAUGAAGUGGUUUCACAGCCAAUUGAUUUAAUGAAAAUCCAACAGAAGCUGAAGAUGGAGGAAUAUGAUGAUGUGAAUGUGCUGACUGCUGAUUUUCAGCUUCUCUUUAACAAUGCAAAGGCUUACUACAAGCCCGAUUCUCCUGAAUAUAAAGCUGCUUGCAAGUUAUGGGAGUUGUAUUUGCGCACAAAAAAUGAAUUUGUUCAAAAAGGAGAUGCUGAAGAGGAGGAUGAAGAUGAGGAAGGACAUGACAGUCAAGAACUAUCAUCUCCAGGUUAUCUGAAGGAGAUUCUUGAACAGCUUCUGGAAGCUGUAGCUGUUGCCACGAAUCCAUCAGGACGCCUGAUAAGUGAACUGUUCCAGAAGCUACCUUCUAAAGUGCAAUAUCCAGAUUAUUAUGCAAUAAUAAAGGAGCCCAUAGAUCUUAAAACUAUUGCCCAAAGGAUUCAGAAUGGAACUUAUAAAAGCAUUCAUGCAAUGGCCAAGGAUAUCGAUCUUCUCGCAAAGAAUGCCAAAACCUACAAUGAGCCUGGAUCCCAAGUGUUCAAGGAUGCAAAUGCAAUUAAAAAAAUAUUUAAUAUGAAAAAGGCUGAAAUUGAGCACAGCGAGCUGGCCAAGUCAAGUCUCCGACUCAGGACGCCAUCAAAUUUGACUGCUUCCAAGCUGACAGGUCCUUCCUCACAGGGUAAAGGCAGUGUGGGUGAUGAGAGAAAUUCUUCUAACAAAUAUUUUCGUAACAAAAGAUCAGCCCAGGGGGAUCGUUUAUCAGCAAUAACCAUGGCAUUGCAGUAUGGAUCAGAAAGUGAUGAGGAUGCUGCUUUGGCUGCUGCUGCUCGUUAUGAAGGAGAGUCUGAAGCUGAGAGUAUUACUUCCUUCAUGGACACUUCUAAUCCUCUCUAUCAGCUUUAUGAUACAGUUAGAAGUUGCCGAAAUAAUCAGGGCCAGCUAAUAUCUGAACCCUUUUUCCAGUUGCCCUCCAAGAAAAAGUAUCCUGAUUAUUACCAGCAAAUUAAAACACCUAUUUCAUUGCAGCAGAUCAGAGCUAAACUGAAGAACCACGAGUAUGAAACAUUAGAUCAGUUGGAGGCUGACCUGAACUUAAUGUUUGAAAAUGCCAAGCGUUACAAUGUCCCCAAUUCUGCCAUCUAUAAGAGAGUUCUGAAAAUGCAGCAGGUUAUGCAGGCAAAGAAGAAGGAGCUUGCUCGGAGAGAUGACAUUGAGGAUGGGGACAGCAUGAUUUCUUCUGCUACAUCUGAUACUGGAAGCUCCAAAAGGAAAAGUAAAAAGAACAUGCGAAAGCAACGAAUGAAGAUCUUGUACAACGCAGUUCUGGAAGCUCGGGAGUCGGGCACAGGCAGACGGCUCUGCGACCUGUUUAUGGUUAAGCCAUCCAAAAAGGACUAUCCAGAUUACUAUAAAAUUAUCUUAGAGCCAAUGGACUUGAAAAUGAUAGAGCACAACAUCCGUAAUGAUAAGUAUGUAGGGGAAGAAGCCAUGAUUGACGACAUGAAGCUCAUGUUCCGAAAUGCAAGGCAUUAUAAUGAGGAAGGCUCCCAGGUAUAUAAUGAUGCCCAUAUGCUGGAAAAGAUCCUCAAAGAAAAAAGGAAAGAACUGGGACCACUGCCUGAAGAUGAUGAUGUUGCAUCCCCUAAACUAAAGCUAAGUAGAAAAAGUGGCAUUUCCCCCAAAAAAUCGAAAUACAUGACCCCGAUGCAGCAGAAAUUGAACGAGGUGUAUGAGGCAGUUAAGAAUUACACGGACAAACGGGGCAGGCGGCUGAGCGCCAUCUUCUUGCGGCUGCCGUCUCGGUCUGAGCUGCCCGACUACUACAUAACCAUUAAGAAGCCGGUUGACAUGGAGAAGAUCAGAAGUCACAUGAUGGCCAAUAAAUACCAGGAUAUCGAUUCCAUGGUAGAAGACUUUGUGAUGAUGUUCAACAACGCUUGCACCUACAAUGAGCCAGAAUCUUUGAUUUACAAAGAUGCCCUGGUCCUGCAUAAAGUUUUGCUUGAAACUCGAAGAGAGAUAGAAGGAGAUGAGGAUUCUCAUGUGCCCAAUGUGACUUUGCUAAUUCAGGAACUUAUCCAUAACCUUUUUGUAUCUGUUAUGAGCCACCAGGAUGAUGAGGGCAGAUGCUACAGUGAUUCCCUAGCUGAGAUUCCUGCUGUUGAUCCCAACUUCCCAAAUAAACCUCCUCUGACUUUUGACAUUAUCCGAAAAAACGUUGAAAAUAAUCGCUAUAGACGACUGGAUUUGUUCCAGGAGAACAUGUUUGAGGUACUGGAGAGGGCAAGGAGAAUGAACAGGACGGAUUCAGAGAUUUAUGAGGAUGCAGUUGAACUUCAGCAGUUCUUCAUUAAAAUUCGAGAUGAACUCUGUAAAAAUGGAGAGAUUCUUCUGUCGCCUGCUCUCAGUUAUACCACCAAGCACCUUCACAACGAUGUAGAAAAAGAGAAGAAGGAAAAGCUACCCAAAGAAAUAGAGGAGGAUAAACUCAAAAGAGAGGAGGAGAAAAGAGAAGCUGAAAAGAGUGAAGACUCCUCUGGCUCAGCUGGGCUGUCAUGCUUGCAUCGGACCUACAGCCAGGAUUGCAGCUUCAAGAACAGCAUGUACCACGUAGGAGACUACGUCUAUGUGGAGCCUGCUGAAGCCAACUUGCAACCUCACAUAGUCUGUAUUGAGAGGCUAUGGGAAGAUUCUGCUGGAGAGAAAUGGCUAUAUGGCUGUUGGUUUUAUCGACCAAAUGAAACAUUUCAUCUUGCAACAAGAAAGUUCUUGGAGAAAGAGGUUUUUAAAAGUGACUAUUAUAAUAAAGUUCCAGUUAGCAAAAUUUUGGGUAAAUGUGUGGUCAUGUUUGUUAAGGAAUAUUUUAAACUGUGUCCUGAAAACUUUAGAGAUGAGGAUGUGUAUGUCUGCGAGUCGCGUUACUCCGCUAAGACAAAAUCUUUUAAGAAGAUUAAACUGUGGACUAUGCCUGUCAGCUCUGUAAGAUUCGUCCCACGGGAUGUGCCCCUGCCUGUGGUCCGUGUUGCUUCUGUAUUUGCUAAUACAGACAAAGCAGAGGAGGAGAAGCACUCUGAUACGUUAGAUGACAGUAAGGUGGGAGAAAGUAUCCUUCAUCUCGAAAAGGACAAAGAAGAUGUACCAGUAGAAAUGUCUAAUGGGGAGCCUGGUUGCCAUUACUUUGAGCAGCUCUGUUACAACGACAUGUGGCUUAAGGUUGGGGACUGCGUCUUCAUAAAAUCGCACGGAUUAGUGCGGCCUCGGGUAGGGAGAAUUGAAAAGAUGUGGGUGCGAGAUGGAGCUGCGUAUUUCUUUGGCCCAAUCUUCAUCCAUCCUGAAGAAACUGAACAUGAGCCAACUAAAAUGUUCUACAAGAAGGAAGUGUUUCUGAGUAACUUGGAGGAGACCUGUCCUAUGUCGUGCAUUUUGGGCAAGUGUGCUGUUCUGUCGUUCAAGGACUUCCUCUGCUGCAGACCAACUGAAAUUUCUGAGAAUGAUGUUUUCCUGUGUGAGAGCCGCUACAACGAAAGCGACAAACAAAUGAAGAAAUUUAAGGGGCUCAAGAGAUUUUCACUCUCUGCAAAAGUUGUCGAUGAUGAAAUAUACUAUUUUAGAAAACCCAUAGUUCCUCAGAAGGAACCAUCUCCACUUCUGGAGAAGAAAAUCCAGCAGCUAGAAGCAAAGUUUGCUGAGCUGGAAGGAGGCGAUGAGGACAUGGAAGAGAUAGGAGAAGAGGAAGGUGAUAUCACUGAAACACCUUCCAUGCCUCAGCUUCAGACCCCGUUAUCUAGUGAAUUGGAUAUCAUGCCUUAUACUCCACCGCAGUCCACUCCCAAGUCUGUUAAGGGCAGCACCAAGAAGGAGGGAUCAAAAAGGAAGAUCAACAUGAGUGGUUACAUCCUAUUUAGCAGUGAGAUGAGAGCUGUGAUUAAAGCUCAGCACCCAGACUACUCCUUUGGAGAGCUCAGCAGGCUUGUAGGAACUGAAUGGAGAAACCUGGAAGCAACAAAGAAAGCAGAAUAUGAAGAGCGGGCAGCUAAAGUUGCUGAGCAGCAGGAGAGAGAGCGAGCAGCACAGCAGCAGAAUCCCUCCCCCCGGGCAGGCACUCCUGUCGGGGCUCUUAUGGGGGUGGUGCCGCCACCAACACCAAUGGGGAUGCUCAAUCAGCAGUUGACACCCGUUGCAGGCAUGAUAAGUGGCUAUCCACCGGUGCUGCCACCUUUGCAGGGCCCAGUUGAUGGCAUUGUUAGCAUGGGCAGCAUGCAGCCACUUCACCCAGGGGUGCCCCCACCCCACCAACUCCCGCCAGGUAUGCCAGGCAUCCCAGGCAUCCCACCGCCCGGUGUUAUAGGCCAAAACGUGUCCCCCAUGGUAGGCACUCCAGCCCCCGGUGCAGGUCCGUUUGGACAGCAGAUAGGAAUCCUCGGUCCUCCAGGACAGCAGGCACCUCCCCCGUAUCCCGGCCAGAGCCCCGCCACGCAGCCUGUUAUGCAGCAGCCCUCGACUCCCAUGUUUGUUUCCCCUCCACCAAAGACACAGAGGCUUCUUCAUUCUGAAGCCUAUCUGAAAUACAUCGAGGGGCUCAGUGCUGAAUCAAACAGUAUUAGCAAGUGGGACCAGACCCUUGCAGCACGAAGACGAGAUGUCCACUUGUCCAAGGAGCAGGAGAGCCGCCUCCCGUCCCACUGGCUGAAGAGCAAAGGGGCUCACACCACCAUGGCCGAUGCUUUGUGGCGCCUGCGAGACUUGAUGCUGCGAGACACCCUGAACAUCCGUCAGGCGUACAACAUAGAAAAUGUGUAGUCGCGUUCUUGCUUCUUUCUUUGAUACUGGCAUAUAGAGUUUUGUGGAACAAUAGCUGUUUUAGUUACUGGGUGGGGAGAGAUAACCAACGAUGAUUUGUAUUGCAUUUUACUGUACAUUGCGAGACCAUUUUUAUAUAAGGACACUUUUAAUAAGCAUAUUUCACUUUUUGUUAUAUUAAGUUGACUUUAUCAAAUACACAGAUUUUUGCAUAUGCUUCCUUUGUUUGAAAGGCGAUUUCAUAUUUGGUUAACUGUAGUGGAGGAUUCAUCUUUCUUACACUUUAUUGCUGAGAAUCUGAUGCCAUUGUUUUUAUAUAAAAGAAGAAAAAAAGAAAACAAAGUAUUUACAGGUUGGUACAAUGGAAUGUGAAAUUAGUCAUAGUUUACAUCCUAGAGGAAUGUGUGUACAUGUGCUUGUGUGUGCUAGGCGCUCCCAGCAGGAAGCUGACUUGGAUAUGAGCAGGGAGGAUCUCUUUGAAAGAAGCUGAAGGUAAGGUGAGCAUUGGAGCUAGGGAAAAACCACGUUGCAGGUAAAUACUGAGGCAGCUGAAUGGGCCGCAGCGAUCGUGGAAGUGCAGGUGCAGAUAUGGGACAAGGCUAACCUGACUGCUAAUGCUGUCCAGUCCUGUCCAGGCAUUAAAGCUGCAGCCAAGGCCACUGUGACCCCAGAUCAGUAGCAGAAUACGUGUGCUGGCAUGCCUGUGGGAGGUGAAAUCUUUCGUCUGCUGUGACCUGCUUUGGGUGUUCUGAGAUGUCCCUGACGCUGGGCAGCAGGAAGGGAACACCUCUACCUGUGCAGUGCAGUCUGCAUGUGGGAGAGGCCACAACUUUGAACCACUGUGGGUCAUGGAAGGUAAGUUAGAGGAGAGGGGAAGCUCUUUUGUUGGUAGAGUCACAUGGUUUCUAAAUCCACACAUAUUCUGUUAAUGACUGGGCACCGUAAGACGUUUUUCUAUUAAGUGUAUUGAUUCACACUAAUGAAAGUUUUACAAGGCAAAAUUUGAAAUGUAACACAUGAAUUCAGUUUCAAAACAGUACUGUAAGUUCAGCAUACCUUGUGCAUUGGAGACAGAGUGCGUUGUGCAUUGCAGCCUUCAGAGGGCUUUGUGCUUCUGUCGUUUAGCUCAGUAAGGUCAUGUAGGCUCCUCUUGCCAAAUGUUGAGGUUGUGACUGCCUUUGCUGAAGACUUCACUGUAGCAAACUAACCAACCUUUUGGGCUGCAAAGCUGUUUGCUUUCACAAGCUCCACUUUAGAGCUCUUGGAUUGCACAAAUUAACUGGGAAAACAGCACUAAUUUGAAAAGCAAACAAACAAAAAGCUGUUGGCACAAACAUGGUCUCUGCAACUCAGUCCAAAAGAAUAAUUUGCUGAUAUGCUUUCAUACUGCUUCUAGAAAUGUUUAUCAUUUGGAAAGGUGUUUCAAAGUCUGCUCAUACAGAGCACUUUUGAGUUCAUACUGGCAGAAGGUUGCAUGUUUUUCUUCAGAUACUGGGUUCUAUUUGGUAAUGCAAUUGAAUACUGAUGAGGGAAGGGACAGGCAAGUAUGAACUAUUCUUAAAUGGUACUGGCUAGUUCCCCUCCUGUUCCAGCCCUACAUUCCUUGCACAGAAAACCUUAUAAUUAGAGGUGAGCACUUAGGGAUGUUUUAGGACAGAUGUACACUGGGAUGCGAGGAAAAGGGAGCCAAGCAAAAUCUUACAGGAAAUUACAAUGGACAUCUCUACCAGUAGAGCACCUGUGGUACAGAAAUCAUUUACAAAGGCCAGUAAAGAACCACGUUUGUUUCAUGAGGUAGGAGUACACCUAGACCUCCUGUACAUACACACUGUCAUCUUAGACCACAUUUCAGUUACCGUAGGCUGUGCAGUUUUAGCCACACAGAUGAGACGUUGAAGAGAAUCGGGCAGCAAAUCCUGGUUUCCAAGCACUUGGAAUUACCGUGGGUUGUAGAAAUACCACCAGAUGGUCUUGUUCUCAGCAUGAACAAAAACUACACCAAAGAACCUGGGAUGGAUUUUAGUUAACUUAUUGUUCUAUUUAUUUUCUUUGGAGGACUGGAUGGGACUCCCUCUGGAGCCCGUGUAACUCAGAUGUUUAAUUUAUCUGAAGGCCGGCGGUGAGCAGACGUGCAGCACUGGCUCUGUUCUGCCCGGGCAGCCGAAAUGCUGCUCCCACUGCUCUCAGUGCUCCCACUGCUCCCUGGCCCAGGGGCAAGAGGCUGGGAAUCCCACGAAGCCUGGCUCCUCCUGUAAAGGCAGUGCAGAGCGCUACCUCUGAGCCACGGGGCUGGCCCUAAUCAAUUCUGAUAAGCUUUAUUUAUUUCAAAAUCGUGUCUCUGCAUAGGAGACGUUUCAGUUGAUGGCAGGAAGGUUUGGGAUAUGAUGGCUACAGUCUAGAAUUCAAAACCAGCAAAAGAAACUGUUUUUUUGACUCUGGUUUAAAAACAAGACAAGGAAAGACGUCUGUCUGUCUUUUCCUCUCUUUGUGGGCAUUUGAACCCCUCGUUUGUUUUCCUCUGCUUUUCACUGUAUCGGCAUAAAUGAAACUUUCCUAUCGAAAUAAAUGUAUGUGUGGGACAUGGUUGGCUUCAGAGAGAGUGGAAACAGAUCGACCUAGGACCGGCAUUUUCAUAAACCAGUUGGAGAUGAGUAAUAAUUAUUUGUUCUCUUCCUCAGCUCUUCUCUUCUAUGAGAAAAUUUACCAUUUCUGUAAGAAAAAAAAAAAAAGUUGAUGUUGGUGACUUUUUUUUCAGCUCAUGGUUUCAGACCUGGUCAGUCCCUGUUUGGCUGCUCAUUCCAUCUUGUACUCCCGAGGGUUAAGCUGAUAACCAGGUGUGUAACAUGUAUGUACCAUCACUUUGUUUACCUGAGUCUUUUUAAUUUGAAUAAAAAUAGUUUGCAAAGUG
Molecule: messenger RNA, 8104 nt
Organism: Tympanuchus pallidicinctus (lesser prairie-chicken)
Lineage: Eukaryota; Metazoa; Chordata; Aves; Galliformes; Phasianidae
Gene: PBRM1
Product: polybromo 1
Exons: 31
Coding region: 82-5196 (1704 amino acids)
Biological process (GO): chromatin remodeling
Cellular component (GO): RSC-type complex
Molecular function (GO): protein binding; chromatin binding
Source: RefSeq, a predicted model, not a curated record